Messenger RNA from Lactuca sativa (garden lettuce), 1466 nucleotides. The record is from RefSeq and is a predicted model, not a curated record. Lineage: Eukaryota; Viridiplantae; Streptophyta; Magnoliopsida; Asterales; Asteraceae.
AGUAGCAACUGGUCGAUCCAUCAGGAUGAGGAUCGCCGUCUCUGGGGCUCGAUGAGGCCGAAGCAUCGAAGACGUGAAAAAGCAGCGAUGUGGUCUCCUGGGUUCGACGUGCCGAAGGGAAGAAUGGGAUGGGGUAGGGCAACAGCAUCGUCGCGGUAGGAAAGAGGUCGAGGGAUCAGAGGGGGUUGUCGCCUCCCGUGUUUGCUCCGGGGAAACACCACUUCGGUAGGUUUUGCUCUCGGUGGUUGAAAGAUGAUUGGUAUCCGGACAAGCUUACCCCUGCCAUCACUAAUGGAGAUCAUCUUUCAAUUGUUUGUUUAUUUUCUUGUUGAAGACUUCACAAAUUAUUGGAUCCAUAGAUUUUUACAUUGAAAAUGGGGAUAUGAAAAAAUUCAUAAAGUUCACCAUGAAUACACUUCACCUAUAGCAUAUGCAGCUCCAUAUGUACAUUGGGCUGAGGUUUUGAUCCUUGGGAUUCCAUCUUUUCUGGGACCCGCCAUGGUUCCUGGCCAUAUGAUUACAUUCUGGUUGUGGAUUUCUUUGAAACAGAUUGAAGCCAUUGAGACUCACAGUGGAAAUGAUUUCCCCUGGACAUUCACAAAAUUUAUCCCUUUCUAUGGUGGAGCUGAUUAUCAUGAUUAUCACCAUUAUGUUGGUGGACAAAGUCAAAUCAAUUUUGCAUUUGUCUUCACUUACUGUCAUUACAUUUAUGGAAUAGAAAAGGGCUAUUGUUACCAGAAGAAAGUCUUGGAACAGUUAAGAGAUGGAAAAGGAAAUGAUGGAUCGAAUGCUUCAGGACAAGAUAUAAAAUCUGAGUAGGCAUGGAUAUGGAAAUCUCUUGUUGGUAUUGAUUUUCAUAAUCCUUGGUAGUUUUUUAUGAAAAAGUUGGACAUUUUCUGCUUAGGUUACUAGACUUAAACUUGUGUUAGUUUUUGAAUAUUUAUAUCAAUAGUUUCAUUUCACCUCAUUGUUAUGAUUUUUAUCAUUGUAACAAUGAGUGGUUGUAUUUUUCAUUUGCAGGUAUACAUGAAAUCAAGAAGAAGAAUGUUCUUGUUUUCUUCGCUGGAAAGGGUACAUAUGAGACUUACAACAUUCUAUUGGAAUGGAAUCUUGAAUUCCGAUUAUGCCAGAAUAGAAUCUUGAAGACGAACAUUCUAGGGUAGGGAUGAGCAUAUGACCCGUUGGACCGGACCGGACCGGAAAAAAACCGGGACCGGAUCGAAUAUACAUAUUAAUGGGCCGGUUUUCGGGUUUUGUUUUUACCGCUAAUCGGGUUUCGGGUUUGGACCGGACCGUACCCGGAAUACGGGAUUUAACCCGGACCGGACCGAAAAAAAAUUUCUCCUUAAAAUAUAUAGAUAAGGAUAUUGAAUUAUUAGUUAAUGUUAUAUAUAACAUUAUGUAUAAAACUUGAUGUUUUUAUUGUAACAUUAUUUAUAGAUCUUGAUCAACGUUUGUUCCUAUCA